CAUGUUAAACUAAGAAACUUAAGCAAUGGUGAGGAAUUGGGUAAUUUUUACUCUCGUUUGUUUGGUUUUCUUUGGUGGGUUUUCUUCAGUUUCUGCCAUCCCACCUGCAAAAAUUGUAACUUCAGUUGUCUCAAAUGUGGUGUCUGGUCUUGUUAAAUGGCUAUGGUCACUAAAAUCAGAACCCAAAACUGCUGUUUCUAGCCGUUCCGUGAUGAAAUUUGAAGGUGGAUACACUGUGGAAACGGUUUUUGAUGGAAGCAAACUUGGGAUUGAGCCAUUUUCUGUUGAAGUUUCCCCAAGUGGAGAGCUCUUGGUGUUGGAUUCUGAAAAUAGCAACAUUUACAAGAUCUCAAUGCCAUUGUCUAGAUAUAGCAGACCUAAGUUUGUUGCUGGAUCAUCUGAAGGGUACUCCGGGCAUGUAGAUGGGAAACCAAGAGAAGCUAGAAUGGAUCAUCCAAAAGGGCUUACGGUGGAUCACAGUGGAAAUGUAUAUAUUGCAGACACAAUGAAUAUGGCUAUCAGGAAGAUCAGUGAAUCAGGGGUUACAACUAUUGCUGGAGGAGGAAAAUGGAACCAAAUAGGAGGCCAUGUCGAUGGUCCAAGUGAAGAUGCAAAAUUUUCAAAUGAUUUUGAUGUGGUUUACAUUGGGAGUAGCUGCUCUCUUUUGGUUAUAGAUAGAGGAAACCAGGCAAUUCGGGAGAUUCAGCUCAAUGAUGAUGAUUGUUCCCAUCAGUAUGAUGGCAGUUUUCAUUUAGGUAUAGCAGUGCUUGUUGCUGCUGGCUUCUUUGGUUACACGCUGGCAUUGCUGCAGCGAAGGGUACAAGCAAUGUUCUCUUCCCAUGAUGACUCAAAAGCUCCAAUGAAGGGAGGAGCAACUAUGGCACCAUAUCAGAGGCCUCCUAAAUCAGUCAGGCCUCCCUUAAUUCCAGCCGAGGAUGAACCUGAAAAAGCAGGAGACGGUUUCAUUGGUUCUAUUGGUAGGCUUGUCCUGAACACCAGCUCAUCUGUGGCUGAAAUAUUUGGGGGAUUAUUUUCGGUCUUCGGAAGGAAGCCUCGUCAUUAUCAGUUUCAACAUCAAUACCAGCAAUCAACCAUGCAUUCGAGAGGAUGGCCUAUGCAAGAAAGCUUUGUGAUCCCUGAUAAAGAUAAGCCACCUUCCUUGGAUACUAGAACGCCAACACCCAAAAGGAGUUACCCAUUUAUGACCAAGGACCUUGAAAGAAAAUACCACAUCAAGCAAAGCCGUUCUUACUAUAAUGGAUGGGAUGCUAACUAUCAGCAACAGCAGCAAAUGCAGAUGCAGAUGCAGAUGCAGCAGCAGCAGCAUCCGCACAAGCAUUAUUCAUCCAACCCACAAACUUAUUAUGAGAAGAGCUGUGAGACAAAUGAGAUCGUUUUCGGGGCAGUUCAAGAACAAGAUGGAAGGCGCGAAGCUGUGGUGAUAAAGGCUGUAGACUAUGCGGAUCCUAUCCAUAAUCACCACAACCUUCGACCUCGUUUGAAUUUCAUGGAUUACUCCCAUGGCUAUUGACCAUCUGCUGCAGCUUAUUAAUCAAAUGACAGCAAACGAAGAUCUUUCGAGUUCAUAUGUAUAUGCUACGAAAAUGGGAUUAUGAAAGUUUAACAGUUUUUUCAUUUGAUUCUCCUUUUUUAGGAUAUAUGUUAAUGUAUGUGCGAGUUGUUCGUAAGGAUAAAACCCUAAAAACACGAAAAAGAGAGAUCGAUCAAUGAUAAAGGUCAGGAAUUUUUUCGACAUUUAUACUCCGAUGCUUAAAUCGGUGAGAGUAAAGUGAAAUGUAGGCUUGAAAGUCGAGAGUUCUCAAUGCUUUUAGAGAUACUUGGAUAGAACUACUUGUGUGAUUAGGACUUUGGGUAUGGUGGCUCAUGGUCGGUGUAAAAGGGCUAGGGCUGACUUGAGUUGAAUUGGCAGUUGAGAUAGCGAACUGACAUGGACUCGGGUUGGUUGAGACAUACUUGGAUAGAAUUACAUAUACUUGUGUGAUUGGGACUUUGGGUCUAAGUGGAUCAA
Molecule: messenger RNA, 2029 nt
Organism: Durio zibethinus
Lineage: Eukaryota; Viridiplantae; Streptophyta; Magnoliopsida; Malvales; Malvaceae
Source: RefSeq, a predicted model, not a curated record